Astyanax mexicanus (Mexican tetra) is the source of this 5555-nucleotide messenger RNA. RefSeq names its product cellular communication network factor 6 (gene ccn6). The coding region runs from base 586 to 1572 and encodes 328 amino acids. The transcript is spliced from 5 exons. Gene Ontology annotation, cellular component: extracellular matrix; extracellular region. Gene Ontology annotation, biological process: cell adhesion; signal transduction. The record is from RefSeq and is a predicted model, not a curated record. Gene Ontology annotation, molecular function: integrin binding; heparin binding. Lineage: Eukaryota; Metazoa; Chordata; Actinopteri; Characiformes; Acestrorhamphidae.
GAGGCUGGCCGAUGGACGGCUUAGAUCCUAGAUCCUUCUUUUAGACCGGCCUUGGUACCACCAACGACUGUAGUGUGUAGUGUAGUGUAGUGUUGUGGUUAGUGAUGUGCUGAUCUGGAACCUACAGGUGGAAAGAGAGAGAUGGGGGUAGAGAGAUGCGGAGAGAGAGAGAGAGAGGGAGAGAGAGCAGGAGAGUGAAAGAUUUUUACUCUGAACAAACAGUGAAGGAAUGCCAGUGUAAACACAGGAGUGUUUCUGAUAGAGGUGGGACUGUACUGAUUCUGAACGCGAGCGUCGUGUUUACACACACCACUUUACGGCUCAUUCAGCCCUGAGAGAGAGAGAGAGAGUAGAAUUAGGCCAGGGAACUAUUUCUGUGUAUGUGUGUGUGUAGCAGUAAGCUGAGGGAAAGGUGUGUUUAAAGAGAAGACAGAGGGGAGCUUUGUAUCCCACUUCACUCUCUCUCUCUCCUACAGGUCAACUCUUGCUCUCUCUCUCUCUCUCUCUCUCUCUCUCUCUCUCUCUCUCUCUCUCGCUCCCUUGCUAACUGUGAGCUCACUGUCUCUCUCUCUCCAUCUCUAUAAGAUGCUCUCACUGUUGUACAGCUGCCUGCUGCUCCUACUGUGCCAGCAUGUGUGCAGGGCACAGAGUAAUGCUCCGUUUUGCAGUUGGCCAUGUAAGUGCCCCAGUGUUCGGCCGCAGUGUGCUCCGGGGGUCAGCGCAGUGCUGGACGGCUGCGGAUGCUGUAAGAGCUGCGCCCGGCAGAUUGGAGAGCCGUGCAAUGAGAGGGACGUGUGUGACCCUCACAAGGGCAUGUACUGCGACUUCUCCAGAGACAAACCACACUUCCGGAACGGCAUCUGCGCAUAUAUGAUGGCAGUGGGGUGUGACCUAAAUGGCGCUCACUAUGACAACGGCCAGUCCUUCCAGCCCAGCUCGCUGUAUAAGUGCGUCUGCAUUGCCGGAGCUAUCGGCUGCACGCCGGUGUUCGCCCAGAAACCUGCAGCUCUGAUGAGUCCAGCAGGACUGCAGAGCAGCGUCCCCGCAGGACUGCAGGCCAAAAAACAGCAGGACACCACCUACAAGACCAUGUCAGCUUACAGGGAUCCUCCUUUAGCCUGGAAGAAGAACUGUCUGGUGCAGACCACACCCUGGUCUCCGUGCUCGCAGACCUGCGGCGCCGGCAUCUCCGUGCGCAUCUCCAACGACAACGGCAAGUGUGAGAUGAGAAAGGAGCGGCGGCUGUGUCUGCUUAGACCCUGCGACAAAAAGAUCCUGAAGAGUGUCAAGAUUCCUGCAGGUAAGACGUGUAAGCCCACAUUCCAGGCCAAGAAGGCGGAGAAGCUGACGCUGUCCGGCUGCACCAGCGUUAAGAAGUACCGGCCGAUCUUCUGCGGCGUGUGCACUGACCAGCGCUGCUGCGUCCCCAACAAGUCCAGAGCCGUGCAGGUGCAGUUCCGCUGCAAGGGGGGCAGCACUGUCAACUGGAAGAUGCAGUGGAUCACCUCCUGCGUGUGUGAGCGGAAAUGCAAUAAACCGGGGGACAUGUUCUCCGAGCUGUACUUACUGUAACACACACGCACGUUUGUUUAAAUACAGUCUCAGACAGACCAGCCACGGAAAUGUGAUUUAUGCUAUAUAUCAUCACUGUCAGAAAACAUAAUCUCUAUAUUAAUUCAUUAAACUUCAGUUAAUUUUAAAACUCCAGCUUCUGACGAAUUGAUCAUAAGAAAUGAUCAAUAAUUAAAGUAAUAAAAGUAAAAAAGGUUUCAGUUGGUUUUGUUCUGACAGUAAUGAUAUGACAGUUUUUUGCACCCCUGUUUAAAGUACAUGUUGAUGAUCUAAUUUAAAAAAAAAAGGAAAUUUUCAGAGAUUUAAUUAAACAAAAUAUUAUGAGGUGCUUUUAUCUUUGGAUUUUUCACAGUGUUAAGUAAAUAGAGUAAAUAGAAAGUGUGUAUCACGUAUUGUUCAUACAAGUUUGCUUCCUGUAGAGAAAGUUUUUUUUUUUUCACUUAGAACAUCACCAUGAACAAACAUGUACAGUUUGAAUGUGGGUGCACAAACUCUUCAGACUAAAACAACUGUGUAUUCUUAUCUUUAUUUUAUACAGAUUAUACAGUACACUCUGCAUUAGGCUACAUCCAAUCAGUAUAUCACAUAGAUUGUCUAGUCCCUGUAAUGCCGGGUGUGGGCUAGAGGAGUAUAGUGUUCUGUAUAAUGCUGGUGCUCCAUCCAGUACUUUUGGGAUGAGUUGGGGAGUUGGGAGUGAUGUAGGGUGGUGAUCAUCAAACAUCCAUACAAACAAACCCUGAAACAAAUCCUUACAGCAAAGCUCCAAAAUCUAGUAGAAUGUCUUCUUUGGACAGUAGACAAACAAACCCCAACAAAAGUAGGAUACACUCUCUUUUAAUACCCUUAUUUCAGAGGAAAUUAUGAUUGGGCACAGAAUAGUGUGCACCAACUCAUACUCUAAACUUUCCAAUAUGAGAAUCUAUUCAAACAUCCUGAAACAAAUCCUAAAAAAGUCUAGUCAGGAGACAUUUGUUUGUUCAAAACUAUUUAAAGCUUUUACUGCUGCACAUUGUUCUCUGUUUUUCAGUCUGUCUCUGCUGUGUUUUUAUGCCUACAGGUAAAUCAUAUUGAAUUCUGGGCUUACAAAAAUAUACAUUUGUUCAUUUUUUUUUGUAAAGUGAUACUUUUGUUUAACCCUCCUGUUAUGUUACAGGUCAAAUUGACCCGUUUUAAAGUUUGAAGAGCUAGGGAAAAUAGUUAUAAGUAUUUUUUUUCUUUUAGUAUGAAACUUAAUUAGUGUAAUUAACAUGUAAUAUGAAAAUGGUUCAUCUCACAUAUUUGCAACCAUCCCCUGCUAAAACUAAAACUAAAACAAAAUUACAAUGUUAUGUUUCAAUGUUAUGUAAAACUAUUGUGUUUUAUAUGUUAGUUUUUCAAAAGUUUUUUUUUUUUUUUUUUUUAAUGAAAAAUCAGUGAAUUAUCCUAAUGGAACCAUUACCUGUUAAGGGUAAGGAACACUAUUGCACUAAAUAUUGAUAUAAUAAUUAGCAAUGGAGUUAGUCAAUAAAUAUUCACACAGCUUUUUAGGAUUUUCUGGGGUCUAAUUGACCCUGGAACAUCAUUGCUGUUCCUGACAAAUGAACAUAACAGGAAGGUUAAACUCUGCAGUAUCACAGUACUAGUCUUAUUCCAUUAUUACAUUUCAGUGGCAGGGAAAGGUUACGAUGGUUAAACGGAUAAACCCAAAAGCAAAGCUGCCCAGUCAGUACUGUUUUUGAGCUCCCUCAUUGGUUGGGGAUUAACUGGUAGACCCACAGACCUUUGGAUUUACCACCUGUACAUUUAGGAAUCAACCAAUCACAUUCAGAAAAACAAUCGCUUUAAAUUAUAAACGCUUACACUGUUUUCAAUGGGUGGCACCAAUUUUAAGGUUCUGUAUGAGCCGUAAACGUAAGCAGCACACUGUGAGAAAAAAAAUAUCACUAGUCUUUCUCAAGGUUCUUCAUAGACUGUGAAUGGAAGAGCUGAACUGGUAUAUCGACACUUAUGAUCAAAAUAAUAGUUGCACCCAGAAGGAAGUGCUGGAGAUGAACAAUCCAUGUGAGGAGACACUGUGAUUUGCGCCAACAUGAGUGGCCUGAUAUCAUAGUGUGGAGGUCAGUUUCAUGUGAUGCCAGAUUACCAUUGGUGUUUAUUACAGGCACUUUGACUGUGGAACCAGUCUGUGUUCCAACAGGACGAUGCUCGUCCACAUACUACUGCUGUCUAAAGAGCUUACCUUGAAGACACAGAUGCUAUGCCUUGGCCAGACGCAGAGUCAAGAUUCAAGAUUUUUAUUGUCCCGUCACAGAGUACAGAUGUUCAUGUGAGUGAAAAACUUAGGUGCAGGUUCCCACUAGUGGCCAGAGAACAAUAUUUACAACAGAGAAGAAUAAUGCAAUAAAAUAGAAAUAAUAAUAAUAAUAAUAAUAAUAAUAAUAAUAAUAAUAAACUUUAUUCAUAAAGCAGCUUUCAUACAUUAAAAUGCAGCUCAAGGUGCUGUACAUACAGAGAGAAUAAAAUCAGAAAAAGAAGGAAAAAUGGAAAAGGAAAAAACAGUAAAAGUAAAGUAAAAUUAGCAAUUAAUAUAAGACAAUAGAAAAUAACAAAAAAUAAUACAAAUAGUAAAACUGUGAAAAGGACAGGUAAAAUAAUAAUAUCAAGUAGAAUUACAAAAAGUUGUGACUGAUAUAUUAAAAUAAAAAUAUAUUAAAACAAAAACUUAACAAAAAUCAAAACAUACAAAUGUAAAUCGAUACUUUUAUCGAUGCAUAAUAAUACAAAUGGCUCAAUUAUUAAAACAAAGUUUAUAAAAAUAUGUAUAUGUCUUCAGCUGCUUUUUGAAACUGUUUACUGAUGCUUGUCUGAUCUCAACACGUAAGCUGCUGCUUCCCCUCUUCUUCUCUUCUUAUUAACUUUCAGUACUUUAAGCAGACUGGAAGUGCUAGAUCUUAAGGAACGACUGGGAACAAAAUGUUGCUGUCCAAUGAAAAACACUUAUCUCCAAAACAGCAACUUUACAGGAGAGCAAAAAAGCCUUGUAAACUUUCAAUGGAAGUCAAUGUAAAAAUAGUUUAUUUCAGGUCAUUUUGUAGAAGCAAUGUUGCGUAAGUGAAAAAAGGCAGAUGUUGUAAGUAAAUAUAAAGUUAACUUUACAGUAUACACAAUACACACAAUAACUUACACUAUAGACAUAUGGUAUUGCAUGAAUAUACGUUAAGUAAGACUGAAUAUAUAAAUGUACGAUGUUAUAUAGAUGUGCAGACAUCUAGAGGGUGUGUGUGGAAGUGAGGAAAUAGUCCAAUAUAUGACAAAAAAAAGAAUAGCUGUAAGUCAGGUGCAGGAACAGAAUGAGUUGUGUGGGAAGUACAGGAGGCAGAAUGCGGUAUGUAGGAUAAUAUGGGAAAGUCUGAUUGGUGCAGAGUUUUUAUAGAAGGCAGUGGGGUGGUUUGGGCAGAACACUGUUCAGAACAGGCAGUGGCUUUGGUGGGAGGGGUCAAUUCUAUUCCUGACUGAUUCUGUGUGUAUAGCUCAGUUAAUACUAAUUUAAAUAUGAGUUUAAAUUUUAAAUCAUUUAUCAUCCCCCAUUCCUUCUGUGUGCAACUAUUAUUUAAUGAGUGCAUACCUAUAAAUAAUACAGGCUCAGAUCAAAAACACCGCACAUCACAGUGCCUCUCUCUACAGAACACCAGGAACUGUAACCGGAUUAUUUAUUUGUAAAGAUAGCUUUUUCAGGAGCAGCUCUGUUUGAUACACCCUCGUGUAUUUGCCUCCUGUAAGCAGCUCUCAAAUGAAAUAAUCUUAUUUUAGAUUCACUGAUAUGUUAGUCUGAUUAAAUCAUAUCAGUAUAUUAUUAUGUAUGUUUAUUAAAAUGUGAAUAGUUUUAAUAAAGAUGUCUGUUAAAUGUACACGAUGCAGUGCGUAUGGGCCUGAACCCCACGAGCUGCUGAGACAGGCUGUUUAUUCACAUCUGAUAUAAUAAACAUCUUUUUAUGAAUAUUAAA